Apaloderma vittatum (bar-tailed trogon) is the source of this 2565-nucleotide messenger RNA. It is a transcript of the gene MYSM1, whose product is annotated as Myb-like, SWIRM and MPN domains 1. Gene Ontology annotation, cellular component: BRCA1-A complex; BRISC complex. Gene Ontology annotation, molecular function: polyubiquitin modification-dependent protein binding; metallopeptidase activity. Gene Ontology annotation, biological process: double-strand break repair. Lineage: Eukaryota; Metazoa; Chordata; Aves; Trogoniformes; Trogonidae. The annotation marks the transcript as partial. The transcript has 20 exons. The record is from RefSeq and is a predicted model, not a curated record.
UUGAUCUGGAAGAGAAUUUUUGCUGUUCAGGGUUUCACUGACAUCACGUACAAUGUGCAACAAAAUAGAUGUGGAGAUGCUACUGAGAUUACUAAGAAAGACGACUUACUGAAGGGGAUUUAUGCUAUGUCAAAUGGAAUAUUCGAUCAUGAGAACUCAGCUUCAAGCUUGCUGCAAGACCACUACCUUGAUUCAUCUUGGAGAACUGGUAACAGUCUUCCAUGGACGCUGGACAGCAGCAUUAGUGAAGAAAACAGGGCUGUCAUUGAGAAAAUGUUGCUGGAAGAAGAAUAUUACUUAUCUAAUAAAUCACUUUCUGAAAAAAUAUGGCUCAGUCAGAAGGACGCGGAGAAAAGGUCUAUGAAAAGCCCACAUAAGAAAACUGGAAAAGUCAUGAUGCGAUCACCUACAAAAUCAGCCAGCUACUCAUUAAAGUGGACAUCAGAAGAAAAAGAGCUGUUUGAACAAGGGCUGGUGAAAUUUGGCCGCCGGUGGACGAAAAUUGCCAAGUUGAUUGGAAGUCGUACUGUUCUACAAGUGAAGAGCUAUGCUCGGCAGUAUUUUAAGAACAAGGCGAAAAACGGUGAUUCUGAAAAAGAAGAGCAAAGUCGGUGUGGGAGCAAUGUUCCCGUUGAAGAUGAGAUAAGGGCAGAAGCGUGGUCAUCUGGAAGCUUGAGAGGCCAUGCAGACCCCAAUCUGAAUGCGGUCAAAAUUGAAAAGCUGUCAGAUGAUGAAGAAGUAGACAUAACUGAUGACAUGGAUGAACUGUCUCCUGCCUUCCAGCAAGAAACUAGAAAAUCUGAAUUAACUGUUAUUUCAAAAAGUCCAGUUGAAGAAAUGAAAGGAAUGGAGCAUGUUUUCUCAUCUGUUGGACAUAGUUCUGCAAUUUCUUUACCGAAAGAAGAUCCUCAACAUGCCAAGCAAGAGCCAGUGGAUGCAUUGGUGUUUCCAGGUGUUGCAGCAACGUGUUCUCAGCACCUGAACGGUGAUAAAUCUGUGACCUUAGAUUACCAGCAACACAAUAACUUUAUUGAGAAAGCUGAACAAGGCAGACAAGUAACAGCUCAGGGUGCUAGACAAGUAACUCAUCAGGAGCCUAAUGAGGAACAGAGAGACCUGGCUGAUAAUGGGUUGCUUUUUCCUCCUCCCUGCCAAGUGGAUGAAGAUCAUCAAGAAGAAGCAGAGGAGCUUAAGCCACCCGAUCAAGAAGUGGAAGUCGACAGAAACAUCAUUCUGGAAGAAGAAAAACAAGCUAUUCCUGAGUUCUUUGAAGGGCGCCAGGCCAAAACACCCGAGCGUUAUUUGAAAAUUAGGAAUUAUAUUUUGGAUCAAUGGGAGAGAUGUAAACCCAAAUACCUGAAUAAAACUUCAGUACGUCCAGGCCUUAAGAACUGCGGUGAUGUUAACUGCAUUGGACGGAUCCACACGUAUUUGGAAUUAAUAGGAGCGAUUAACUUUGGCUGCGAACAGGCUGUCUAUAACCGACCCCAACCAGCUGAUAAAACACGGUCCAAAGAAGGCAAAGACACCGUGGAAGCCUACCAGCUCGCUCAGCGCUUGCAGUCCAUGCGGACAAGAAGACGGCGAGUGCGAGACCCUUGGGGGAACUGGUGUGAUGCGAAGGAUUUGGAAGGACAGACAUUUGAGCAUCUGUCUGCUGAAGAGUUAGCAAGAAGAAGAGAGGAGGAAAAACUGAAGCCUGCAAAGUCUUCUAAAGGUUCAAGACAAACAAAAAGUUCCUUUGAUCCCUUUCAGCUGAUACCGUGCUGUUUAUUCACUGAAGAAAAACAGGAACCUUUUCAGGUGAAGGUGUCUUCUGAAGCGCUUUUAAUAAUGGAUUUGCACUCUCACGUGUCUAUGGCGGAAGUAAUAGGGCUGUUAGGCGGAAGAUACUCUGAAGCCAAUAAAAUUGUCGAAGUUUGUGCAGCAGAGCCGUGCAAUAGCCUGAGUACAGGGCUGCAGUGCGAGAUGGAUCCCGUGUCACAGACGCAGGCCUCGGAAACGCUGGCUGCCAGGGGGUACAGCGUCAUCGGGUGGUACCACUCCCACCCGGCCUUUGACCCCAACCCCUCCAUACGAGAUAUCGACACUCAAGCGAAAUACCAGAGUUAUUUCUCCAGAGGUGGUGCCAUGUUUAUCGGAAUGAUUGUAAGUCCUUACAACCGAAAUAAUCCUCUUCCAUAUUCUCAGAUGACUUGUUUAGUAAUCAGCGAUGAGAUCAGUCCUGAUGGUUCGUACCGCCUGCCCUACAAAUUUGAAGUGCAGCAGAUGUUGGAGGAACCUCAGUGGGAAUUAAUAUUUGAAAAAACAAGAUGGAUAAUUGAAAAAUACAGAUUAUGCCAUAGCAGUGUCCCCAUGGAUAAAAUUUUUCAUAGAGAUUCUGACCUGACUUGUUUGCAGAAACUGUUGGAGUGCAUGAGGAAGACGUUGGGCAAGGUAACAAACUGCUUCAUUGCUGAAGAGUUCCUGACUCAGAUAGAAAACUUAUUCCUUUCCACGUACAAGAGUGAGAAGAGUAACGCCGAAGAGAAGGAGAAUGAAUGUUCAAAUGAAUUGCCAAUGUGA